CAUCAAGAAUUAUAUUCUGCCUCUAUACAUUUAUCAAACAAGCACCCCCUUUUGGUUGCAUUUCAGCAGCCCAUGAUCCAAAUAUUGCAAAUAACUAUGGACAAAGCUUAUUCCCUUUGGCUUGCAGCCUUGGUGGUACUGUUGCAUUUUGCCCCAACUUCGGUUUGUGUCCAAGUUGUUUCCGCAGGCAAUACUCGUGAUCUGGAUGCUCUUCUUGCCUUGAAGGCAACCGUAUUCGAUCCCGAGAGGAUCCUCCCGACCAACUGGUCCAGUUCUGCCUCUGUGUGCAGCUGGAUCGGAAUCACUUGUAAUACUCGCCAUCAGAGAGUAGCAGCCAUAGACCUGCCGAACAUGGGCCUAAUCGGCACCAUACCUCCCCAACUUGGAAAUCUUUCUUUCUUGGUCCGGCUGAAUUUGCCAAAUAAUAGCUUGCACGGAAGACCUCCACCGGAUCUGUCUAAUUUGCGCCGAUUGAGAUACAUUAGCUUGGCAGGCAACAGCUUUAGCGGAAGGCUUCCCUCAUGGUUGGGAGCUUUAUCUGAACUUCAGUACUUAUCUCUGGGAUAUAACAAGUUUUAUGGUUCAUUGUCAGGUGUGUUUUUCAACGCAACAAAGUUGCAGACUAUCCUGUUGCCGAACAACUCAAUAACGGGACAUAUUCCUGACGAGUUCAGCUCUCUUGAGAACUUGAUCGGGCUGAACUUGGAUUUUAACCAGCUUACAGGCUCUCUGCCCAAGUCUUUGUUUAACCUCUCGUCACUGCAGAAACUUGGUGUUUCGAGCAAUAGCUUAUCUGGUUCCCUUCCGAGGGAUAUCUGCAAGAAACAUGUCUCUCAACUCCAAGGGCUUUAUUUAUCAUACAAUCAACUUCAAGGCGAAAUUCCUUCUGGUAUUGGAGAAUGUUCAAGGCUUCAAAACUUGCCCUUAUCCUACAACAAAUUCAAUGGAUCUUUACCCAAAGAAUUUUGGAAUCUAACUGCGCUUGAGAGGAUCCGUCUUGGUAACACCUAUCUUGAAGGUCCAAUUGCAGACGAUAUUCAUAAUCUUCAAAAUUUGAGGAUUCUUCACUUAGCCAAUACUGACAUGACUGCCUUGCUGGUGAUGCAUUUUGCCACAAUUGCUGGCGGUUUCAGAGUUGUUGCCACUAAAAAUAACACUCGUGAUCUGGAUGCUCUUCUUGCUCUGAAGGCAACCAUAUUAGAUCCCCAAAACAUCAUUCCAACCAACUGGUCCAGUUCUACCUCUCUAUGCAACUGGAUUGGAAUCACUUGUAACGCUCGCCAUCAAAGAGUUGCGGCCAUCGUGCUUCCUCACAUGGGGCUACUGGGAACCAUACCCCCAGAAUUGGGAAAUCUUUCAUUCCUCGUCCGGCUGAAUUUUGUGAAUAACAGCUUACAUGGACACCUUCCAACUGAGCUGUCUCAUUUGCGCCGAUUGAAAUACAUCGACCUGGAAAGCAAUGCGUUUGAUGGAGGCUUUCCAUCAUGGUUGGCGACUUUGCCUGAACUUCGGGUCUUGAACUUUUUAUAUAACAACUUUUCGGGUUCGCUAAUGUCAUGUGGGAUUUCUAAUGUAACCAAGCUGGAGACUCUCAACUUGGGCCACAACUCAUUCACUGGAAACAUUCCUGACGAGUUCAGUGGCCUCAAGAACUUGAGUAUUGUAAACAUAGGACAUAACCAACUUACAGGCUCUCUGCCCCCGUCUUUGUUUAACCUUUCUUCACUGGAGAUACUUAGUCUUACAAAUAAUAGCUUAUCUGGUUCCCUUCCGGAACAUAUCUGCAAUCAUCUCCCUCAACUCCAAGGGCUUUUUUUGUCAAUCAACCAAGUUGAAGGUGAAAUUCCUUCCGGUAUCGGGAAAUGUUCAAGGAUUCAACAUUUUUCCUUCGCCACCAACAAAUUCACUGGAUCCAUACCGAGAGAAUUUUGGAAUCUGUCCAUGCUUCAGACAGUCUAUCUUGAAGAAAACUAUCUUAAAGGACAAAUUCCAGAAGAUAUUUACAAUCUUCAGGAUUUUACGGUUCUGGACAUAAGGAACAAUGAAAUGACCGGGACGAUACCUCAGGCAAUUGGUUACCUUAACAAGUUGGAGUAUUUAGCACUGGAUUCAAACAGGUUUACAGGUCCCAUCCCAGCCAAACUAUUUAAUAUUUCAUCAUUGCAAGCAAUAUCGUUGGUAGCAAAUGGUCUCUCAGGCGGUCUUCCAACAACUUUAGGCAUUACGUUACCCAGUCUUGAAUAUCUUUAUGUUGGGGGAAACAGACUAAGUGGAGUACUUGAACUGACAUCUAUCUCAAAUGCUUCAAGUCUCAUUGGUCUAGACGUUAGUUUUAACCAAUUUACUGGUGCAAUUCCUCAUUCUCUUGGUGACUUGAGAUUACUAGAAGUCUUAGAUCUUAAAAGCAACAGUUUCUCUUAUAAGUCUAACUCUGGAGAAAUAAGCCUCUUGAUUUCCCUAUCACAUUGCAGAUAUCUACAGGAGUUGGAAUUAGAUGAGAGUCCAUUAAAUGGCUUCCUUCCAACUUCUAUUGGAAAUCUUUCCAACAAUCUCAGAUUACUUUCUUUGAAUUACUGUGGAAUUUUUGGCCAAAUUCCAAGUUCAAUAGAAAAUUUAACCAACUUGGCAGACCUGAGUUUGGGUGGGAAUGCUUUGGAAGGGAUAAAUCCAGCAAGUAUUAGAAGGUUAUCGGAGCUACAGAAAGUGGAGCUUAGUUAUAAUAGAAUUCAAGGACCCUUUCCAAGUGAGCUGUGUGAUUUGGUUAACUUAGGCAGAUUAAGUUUGAGCAGCAAUAUGGUUUCUGGGAGACUUCCUAGUUGCAUAGGAAACAUUACUUCCCUAAGAUAUCUAUAUCUGGAUUCCAAUAAUUUAACUUCUAAGUUGCCCUCAAACUUGUGGAGCCUAAGCGAUAUCUUGGAGCUGAAUUUGUCCACCAAUACUUUCCAAGGUUCUUUCCCCCCUGAAAUUCAAAGUUUGAAGGCACUGACCAUUAUGGACCUAUCUGUCAAUCACUUUUAUGGUGACAUUCCUUCAACAAUUGGAGCCCUACAGAUGUUAGAAGAACUAUCCUUGAAGCAUAACAGACUACAAGGACCUAUUCCAGAUUCCAUGAAGAACAUGUUGGAAUUACAGUAUUUGGAUCUGUCAUUUAACAAUUUGACUGGUGCAAUUCCAAAGUCACUGGAGCUACUCCAGAAUCUUGUACACUUCAAUGUGUCCUUCAACAAACUAAGAGGACCAGUUCCUCAUGGAGGACCUUUUGCAAACUUUACGGAGCUAUCUUUUCUCUCAAAUGAAGCUUUAUGUGAUGCUCCAUGGGUCCAACCUUGUCAAACUUUUGAACAUAGAUCAAGGAAAAAGACUCUCUUGUUUGUGUUGUCGGCGGUUGGAUCAACAAUGUUUGCCAUGGUCAUGUCAAUUUUGGUGAUAAGAAAGUGGAGAAGAAAAAUUGUGAUUCCAACUAAUUUUGUUGCGGAAGCAACGAUUGAAAGGGUAUCCUUCCAUGAACUUAGACAAGUGACAAAUGGGUUCCAUGAAGAUAUGUUACUUGGCUCGGGAGCCUUUGGUUCGGUUUACAAGGGAGUACGCGAAAAUGGGAUGACUUGGGCAAUAAAGACUUUUGAUUUGCAGCUGGAAGGUGCGUUUAAAAGCUUUGAUACAGAAUGUGAAGUCCUACGUAGUGUUCGUCAUCGAAAUCUGACUAAAGUGAUCAGUGCUUGCUCAAGCCCUGACUUUAAAGCUUUGGUACUUGAAUACAUGCCUAAUGGAAGUCUUGAGAAGUGGCUUUAUUCAGGCAGUCAGAUCUUGAAUAUUAAGCAAAGGUUGGACAUUAUGAUAGAUGUGGCUUGUGGUUUGGAAUAUCUCCACUAUGGUUAUUCAACUCCAGUAGUUCACUGUGACUUGAAGCCUAGCAAUAUUCUUCUUAAUCAAGAUAUGGUUGGCCAUGUUUGUGAUUUUGGAAUCACGAAAUUACUGGGAGAUGGAGAAAAUGUGAUACAAACAAAGACCCUCGCUACAUUUGGAUAUAUUGCCCCAGAGUAUGGACUAGAAGGAUUGGUUUCAACGAGUUGUGAUGUUUAUAGCUUUGGGAUUACAUUGAUGGAGACAUUUACAAAGAGAAGGCCUAAAGAUGAGAUGUUCACCGAAGAGUUAAGCCUAAGGCGUUGGAUAGAAGAAUCCGUACCAGAUUUUGCGAUUAAGGUUAUGGAUGCGGACUUACUUCAUCUUGAAGAUGAACUAGUCAAGAGUAAGUUAGCUUGCAUAUCAUCUAUCUUGCAACUUGGUUUAUAUUGUACAACAUAUUCUCCUGAGGACAGAAUGAACAUGAAAGAUGUUUUAAGAGCACUCCAGAAGAUCAAACUUCAAUUCUUUGAAGAGCCAAAACCUUUAAAGCAGACUCCUAAGGUGUAAUUCUGGUGAAUCCAUUUCCUUGACUCGCUGCACCAACCAAAUGCUGAAGGUUCAAGACAGGAGUGAGACGUGUGUUUUGUCAAAAGGGAUGUUAUUUUUCGUCAUUGCUUGUGGUUUGGACUUUGAAAAUGAACUUUAUGAAUUUAUGUACCUUGCAUUGUUCUUCCUUUACAGAGAAGAGAGAAGCAAUGGCUUUUCUUUUAAAAAAGUAACAAGAAAUGAAAAAAAAAGGGUUAAAG
Molecule: messenger RNA, 4649 nt
Organism: Coffea arabica (coffee)
Lineage: Eukaryota; Viridiplantae; Streptophyta; Magnoliopsida; Gentianales; Rubiaceae
Source: RefSeq, a predicted model, not a curated record